Messenger RNA from Didymosphaeria variabile, 786 nucleotides. It is a transcript of the gene rpl8, whose product is annotated as 60S ribosomal protein L8. Lineage: Eukaryota; Fungi; Ascomycota; Dothideomycetes; Pleosporales; Didymosphaeriaceae. The transcript has 3 exons. The record is from RefSeq and is a predicted model, not a curated record. Gene Ontology annotation, biological process: ribosome biogenesis. The coding region runs from base 1 to 786 and encodes 261 amino acids. Gene Ontology annotation, cellular component: ribonucleoprotein complex.
AUGGCACCCAAGGCCAAGAAAGCGGCACCCGCGCCCUUCCCUCAGGGCAAGGCCGGCUCCAAGAAGCCCGCCAAGAACCCCCUCCUGGAGAAGCGCCCCAAGAACUUCGGUAUCGGCCAGGACAUCCAGCCCCAGCGCAACCUCUCGCGCAUGGUGCGAUGGCCCGCGUACGUCCGCCUCCAGCGCCAGAGGAAGAUCCUCAACCUCCGGUUGAAGGUCCCUCCUUCCAUUGCUCAGUUCCAGCACGUUCUCGACCGCAACACCGCCACCCAGGCUUUCAAGCUCCUCAACAAGUACCGACCCGAGACCAAGGCCGAGAAGAAGGAGCGUUUGACUAAGGAGGCCACUGCUGUCUCUGAGGGCAAGAAGAAGGAGGAUGUCUCGAAGAAGCCUUACGCCGCCAAGUUCGGUCUGAACCACGUCGUCGGUCUCAUCGAGAACAAGAAGGCGUCGCUCGUGCUCAUUGCCAACGACGUUGACCCCAUUGAGUUGGUUGUCUUCCUUCCCGCUCUCUGCCGCAAGAUGGGCGUCCCAUACGCCAUCGUCAAGGGCAAGGCCAGGCUCGGUACCGUCGUCCACCAGAAGACCGCCGCCGUCCUCGCCCUUACUGAGGUCCGCUCCGAGGACAAGAGCGAGCUUUCCAAGCUUAGCUCUGCUAUCCAGGACGGCUACCUUGAGAAGCACAAGGAUGCCAACCGUCACUGGGGUGGUGGUAUCAUGGGUGCUAAGGCCAACGCUCGCAUGGACAAGCGGAGGAAGGCUCUCGAGAGCGCUAUCAAGAUCUAA